This is a messenger RNA of Neocloeon triangulifer, 1552 nucleotides long. RefSeq lists its product as uncharacterized. Lineage: Eukaryota; Metazoa; Arthropoda; Insecta; Ephemeroptera; Baetidae. The coding region runs from base 8 to 1552 and encodes 514 amino acids. The transcript is spliced from 7 exons. The record is from RefSeq and is a predicted model, not a curated record.
GGGGCAGAUGAUUCUAAAUUUAAAGAUAUUAUUUGUAGCCUUAAGCUUUUUUAUGGCAAUUUUUGUUCUGCUUGCAAACAGAUUUCUUAUCAUCAACAGGGUCUUUAUAUUAGCUGGUGACUUUGAUGAGAAAUUGAAAGUCGACACCACAAUUAUGAAGAUUAAUUGGGUAGUUAAUCAGAUUGAACAGAGCAACCCAAAUAUUCCAAAGGUUAGACCUUGGAGUGAGUGGCACAGGUACAACGAGAGCUGUGCGUACCAGACCUAUCACUUUGAUAUAAAAUUUAACAACGCUUACUGGCAAAUGCAAAAGACAACAAACGAAACAUUUUAUCUGUACGGCGCGUAUUAUGACAAUCGGACGUGGCCAGGAAAAUUCGCGCCAGUCGUAAGAAUACUCGGAAUGGUGGAAAGGCCCGGUUUAAACAUUACCAAAAACGUAAUGUGCCAGUUUUGGUUUGAAAAUAGAACCACGCCUGUCAUUGUGAAGGUUUAUCACAUACAAUACUUGUGGCGACCCGAAUGGGGCUAUACCAAAGUUGAUUUGAAGCCUUACAUGCUGAGCUGUUUCAUACCACCUUCGUCCUACCAUUUGGUACCAGAGUCGGUUUCUCUGGUGGAAAGGCCUUGCCAAAAUGCCACAAAUAACCUCCGUGUAAUAGACAUCCGGCCUGCCUCGGGAGCCAAACAAGAUUUUGCCGUCUGCGUGAAAUCUUUGAAUUUCCAGCACUGGGCGAAAAUUUCUGUUAGACUGGUAGAGUGGAUAGAACUAUUGAAAAUUCUUGGCGCGGAAAAAAUUACCUUUUACCAGCUUCAGGUUCACGCAAAUAUAAGCAAAGUACUGGAAUACUACAAAAGCUCGUGGAACGUCGAAGUGGUGCAAACAACCCUUCCUGGAAACUACCCAAACUCUCCUCAUCUCAUGGAUCUAUUUCUGACUGAGAGACUCGUAGUUCAAGUGUUCCAAGAACUAAUCGAUUACAACGACUGCCUCUACAGAAACAUGAAUCUGUUCAAAUUUAUUGUCUUGCUCGACAUUGACGAGGUGAUCAUGCCACUCGGAUUGAAUGAAAACUGGAGCAAUCUUAUAUACAAAACAGCCAUACCGAAGGCAAGAGAGGUGGAAAAAAACGAAAAAACAGAACAUAAUGUCACGCAUUCGACUUUUGUGGCGCGCAACGUUUUUUUCUUGGACGGCAUGGUGGACAAUCGGUUUUCAGAUAUUCCUAAUUACAUGCACAUGAUGCAACACGUGGCGCGAACGAAACAUUCUCCUAUAGGGGACCGUGUAAAAGCUUUCCACGCGACCAAUACGACAUUCGCUCUUCACAAUCACUUUGCUAGAGCGUGCGUUGGUGAAUAUGGGCAAUCGCUUAACUGGUGCAGGUCAAUACAGUUCGAUCUGGAAGACGCGCAGCUCCAGCAUUACUGCGUAGCGAACACCAAGAAAGAAUGCAAUGUCAAGAAGGGACAUAAUGUCACCGUCAAUGACACGGCUAUUUGGAGCACAACUGUUUCUUAUUUCACAAAAAUCUUCACUGUCUACUUGUAA